GAACUUUUGAGAAAACCUGGCCUACUGUGAACAGAAUACUGCGCCAUCGGUGUCCUGACGUCCUUUACCUCUUUGAUGCUCUCCUCACCAUCCCUGCAAGUACAGCUGACUGUGAAAGAGGGUUCAGUGUCAUGAAGCAGGUGGCGGUAACACGUUCAUUGUUCUCCGAGCGCCAACCAAAACCAAGACGAAGAAGAAGUAAAGGACUGUUGGCAAAGUUAGCUUGUUGUAUGAGGUGAAUAUUGAGUCUCUGGGUUAAACAUGUAUUCAGGAGAGUCUCUGAUGGACUUUGUCAACAAGCAAGUAGCUACUGCUAGAAAACUCAUCACGAAGGUUGAAGAAGCCUUGGCCCAGUUCGAGGAAGGGCUCGGUGAUCAGCGCAGACUGUCGGAUAUGAGCUGGGAACCACAGAGCAGCUCACACGGAGCAGAACUUCCACAGAUUCAUGUCUGGGAAAACAAGAUGGCUCUGACUGACCAGCAGCUCUCUAAACAGAAAUGGACCUCCAGUUUGGACCAGAAGGAACCAGAACCUCCACUGAUGAAAGAGGAACAACAAGAACUCCUUAUCCAUCAGCAUGAAGGGCAGUUUCUUCUGAAGCAGGAAGUUGUUACCUUCAUGGAGCCUUCUCCUUCUGAAGAAACAGACUGUCAUGAACCAGAACCAAACAAGAACCAACCCUUGUGUCAGAGUACUACAGAAGCUGAGAACCAAGAUCAGGGUGGAUGCAGGAAAGAAAACUCAGAAUCAAACAGCAAUGAAGAACUGACACGUAAAAAAAUAUGCCAAUCCAAAGAUCACAGAGACAGUGUAGAUGAUAAAAAACAAAAAAGGAACAAGAGGGCUCACACAGGUAAGAAGCCAUAUUCAUGUAAAACUUGUGGUAAAUGUUUUAGUGUCAGUAGUUCCUUGACUACACACAUGAGAAUUCACACAGGAGAGAAGCCAUAUUCAUGUAAAACUUGUGGUAAAUGUUUUAGUGUCAGUGGUCACUUGACUACACACAUGAGAACUCACACAGGUGAGAAGCCAUUUCCAUGUAAAACUUGUGGUAAAUGUUUUAGUGACAGUAGUUCCUUGACUACACACAUGAGAAUUCACACAGGAGAGAAGCCAUAUUCAUGUAAAACUUGUGGUAAAUGUUUUAGUGUCAGUGGUCACUUGACUACACACAUGAGAACUCACACAGGUGAGAAGCCAUAUCCAUGUAAAAUUUGUGGUAAAUGUUUUAGUGACAGUAGUACCUUGACUACACACAUGAGAACUCACACAGGUGAGAAGCCAUUUCAUUGUAAAAGUUGUGGUAAAUGUUUCUCACAGAGUGCUGCUUUGAUUUAUCACAUGAGAACUCACACAGGUGAGAAGCCAUAUUCAUGUAAAACUUGUGGUAAAUGUUUUAGUGACAGUAGUGCCUUGACUACACACAUGAGAACUCACACAGGUGAGAAGCCAUUUCAUUGUAAAAGUUGUGGUAAAUGUUUCUCACAGAGUGCUGCUUUGAUUUAUCACAUGAGAACUCACACAGGUGUGAAGCCAUAUCCAUGUAAAACUUGUGGUAAAUGUUUUAGUGCCAGUAGUUCCUUGACUAAACACAUGAGAACUCACACAGGUGAAAAGCCAUAUCCAUGUAAAACUUGUGGUAAAUGUUUUAGUGGCAGUAGUAACUUGACUACACACAUGAGAACUCACACAGGUGAGAAGCCAUAUCCAUGUAAAACUUGUGGUAAAUGUUUUAGUGGCAGUGGUGACUUGACUAAACACAUGAGAACUCACACAGGUGAAAAGCCAUAUCCUUGUAAAAUUUGUGGUAAAUGUUUUAGUGACAGUAGUCACUUUACUACACACAUGAGAACUCACAUUAGGGCUGCACGAUAUUAGGAAAACCUGCGAUAUUCGAUAACAGUGCUUAAUAUUGCGAUAUCGAUAUUACUCACGAUAAAUGAACAAAUACUAAAGUAUGCAGUGUUGAUGUCUGGUGUGUGACGGCUGCUCUGAGUUUAAAGCAAACAAAAACUAAUGCAUGAAUUCCAUUACAACAUAACAUUUUUAGUGCAAAAAUAUGCAGCUGCACCUGCUACUGUAUUAGCAGCAAAACAACAAACUGCAUGCAUGCAGUUUCUCAGUGACUUUAAAACAUCACCACCACCAUAAAACUUUUUCUGAUGCUCCAAUUACAGAAAAACAUCCCUUACCAGGGUUUUUGAGUAAAUAAAAAAAGUCAGAAAGUAAGUUUAAAUGUUAAAUAAUAGUUAACAUCACUUAAAUGCAACAGCAAAUUCUGUCAUUGCUACUGAACAUUUUCUCCACUUAUGUGGUUAUGAUAUAAGGCUGUUGCUGCAAUUGGAAAGUGAACUGUGCUGGGCCAAACUAGGAGAAUAUUAAGAUUUUCUGAGGGAAAGAGAAAUCAAUUGUCUACCUUUCAGAAGAGGAACUGGCAAAAAACUGCAUGGAAAAUAUGUGAAAACGUUUGUUUUUAACCCCAAAUUGAACAAGUUUACCUAGAUCUUAAAAAGCAGCUCAGAUGAUGAAAUUGCAACUAUGAUUCUGAUAACAAGCUAACAAAUUGAACUUGCUCCUCUAAGAUAACCGGCUAGCAGAGCUUCUGACUGACAGUUUAUGUGCAGCAGCAAAUCAACUAUCCUGAUUAACAGGGUUAUAAAAGUUCAUAAAUGAAAAAUCACUUUGAUGUGUGGGGGAACUUUUCCAGGCCCUUUUUAGCAGGGUGGGACUGGGAGGAGAGUGCUGUAGCCUUUUAGCUGGAAGCUAACCAGAGCCACCACCCGGUGGAACACUAGCAACAUGGAGGUGGGUUUGUUCACCGGCACGUGUCUGAGUCAGCCCGGUAAAAAUGAUUAACGACACGGAGCAUACUCGCGUUCACGUUUGAAAGCAGCGCUGAUUCCAGAAACCUCAGCACAAAGUGCGUUCAUUGCUCUGAACCAGCAUGACGAACAAGGGAACGGCGCCGCUAAUGUUCGGGUGUUGCUUUCCAAAAGGGUCUACGUAGGGGGCGGGCGUAUUACGUUAACGGACCCAUCUGAUUGGCUGCAUAUCAGAAGGGCUACAUUUGAUUGGUCAAAUAAUACUUCCGCGUAAAAAACAGAGCUGGUUUACAAAAAGUUGAUGUAUGACACGGAUGGAAAUGUUUGAACCAAACAUUUAUUGCCGUUUUUGACGUGCUUUGCGAUGGGCCUAUCGCACGUCCUGUUAUUGCGAUGAUGAUAAUUUUCGAUAUAUUGUGCAGCCCUAACUCACAUUAUAUCAUUGAAUUUCUAAAGCCUCAUACUCCAACCCGAGCCCUCAGAUCCACAAACUAGAACCUUCUAGAAGUUCCAAAGACCAAUUAUAGAAGUCCAGGUGAUGGCUCCUUCCAGACUGUUGCACCCUGACAUUGGAGUGGUCCUCCUUUUAGCCUUACGUAGUCUUGACAGUCUGGACACUUAAAAAAAAACAGCAGAAGACCCUUUCAUUUAAAGCUGCUAUUUCUCAGUAUUGUAUUUUCUUAUUUUUAACUCAAAUUUGUAAUCAUCUUUCCUUUGUUUAAUGGUAUUUUAUAAAUAUGUGACUUAGAUUUUUAUUUCUGUUUUAAGAUCACUAUGAUUUUAUGACUUAAUGAUUUGUUUUGAUCUAUGUGAAACACCAUGUGAUUUUCUGUCUGUGAUGAGUGCUAUAUAAAUAAAAUGUACAUACAUGUGAAAAGCCA
Nothobranchius furzeri (turquoise killifish) is the source of this 3703-nucleotide messenger RNA. Lineage: Eukaryota; Metazoa; Chordata; Actinopteri; Cyprinodontiformes; Nothobranchiidae. The record is from RefSeq and is a predicted model, not a curated record.